This is a messenger RNA of Xenia sp. Carnegie-2017, 1573 nucleotides long. RefSeq names its product aminomethyltransferase, mitochondrial-like. Gene Ontology annotation, molecular function: aminomethyltransferase activity; protein binding. The record is from RefSeq and is a predicted model, not a curated record. Gene Ontology annotation, biological process: glycine catabolic process. Lineage: Eukaryota; Metazoa; Cnidaria; Anthozoa; Malacalcyonacea; Xeniidae. Gene Ontology annotation, cellular component: mitochondrion. Bases 143 to 1396 code for a protein of 417 amino acids. The transcript is spliced from 8 exons.
GCAAUCUACCGCUGACCAAAUUUUACUGACGGCUCAGGUUAACAACAUUAGAAUAUAUUAUACAUAAUUUCUUAAUUUGUAAAUUUUUUUCAUUUGUAAGUUCAAGUCAGACGCAUCGAGCUUCCAUUAGCUAAAACACAACAUGAAAUUGCUGAAAACGUCCUUUAACCGUUCAUUUGGUCAAUGUAGACAGGUUUUCUUAUUUCAUCUAGGAAGGACAAUGAAUUGUUUUAAAAGCGCGCACUAUGCAACUGACGCAAAGACUGAAUUAAAGAGAACAAUACUCUAUGAUUUUCAUAUCAGCCAAGGUGCAAAAAUGGUUCCCUUUUGUGGUUGGUCAAUGCCCGUACAAUACAAGGAUGGCGUCAUAGUCUCCCAUAACCACACAAGGACAGAAGCUUCAAUAUUCGAUGUGUCUCACAUGCUACAAUUUAAAUUACAUGGGAAAGAUAGGAUUAAAUUUUUGGAGAGUUUAGUGGUUGCUGACAUUGAUGGUCUUAAAGAGAAUCAAGGAACUUUAUCUGUGUUUACUAACGAGCAAGGUGGAAUAAAAGAUGAUCUCAUCAUUAAUAAGCUGCCAAAUGAACUUUAUGUAGUCUCGAAUGCUGGUUGUGCAGAUAAAAUCACUGAACUAAUGCAAGAAAGUUGUGCUAUGGUAAAAAAUGUUAUGGAUGUUGCAUUAGAAUUUCUAGAGGAUAGAUCAUUAAUUGCACUUCAAGGACCUAAAGCUGCCGCUGCUCUGCAGGAAGGAAUAACAGAAGACCUUAGCAAUCUUUACUUUAUGAAUGGUUUCACAACCAAUGUCUUUAACAUUACUGAUGUUCGUGUAACUAGAUGUGGUUACACUGGGGAAGAUGGUUUUGAGUUAUCAGUCCACAAUAAGGAUGUCCAAAAACUUUGUGAGUUGCUAUUGGACAGUAAAACAGCUGAUGUUCGAAUGGCCGGCCUUGCUCCGAGAGAUAGCUUGCGGCUGGAAGCUGGCCUGUGUCUCUAUGGCAAUGACAUUAAUGAGACAACAACACCUGUUGAGGCGUCAUUAUUGUGGACAAUUGGUAAAAGACGACGAGCAAACGCAGACUUUCCUGGAGCCGACGUAAUCAUAAAACAAAUCGCGGACAAACCAACAAAGAAAAGGAUUGGUUUGCUGUCUUCAGGUCCACCAGCAAGAGCUGGUGCAGUUAUUUUGGAUGCAGAUGACAACGAAAUAGGCAAAGUUACAAGUGGGUGUCCUUCGCCAAGUUUGCCAAAACAGAACAUCGCCAUGGGAUAUGUGCCACGAAAAUACGUUAAAAACGGGACAAUUUUGAAACUAAAAGUUCAUAAAAAACUUGUUCCUGCUACCGUUACUAAAAUGCCAUUCGUCCCUACGAAAUAUCACUUUCCAGCAAAAUCUUGAAUUGAGUUAAUUCUACACUCACACGAAUCCCCCCCCGGAAGAAUUUAUGCAAGCAUUUAAUGGCACGGGGGGAGCGUACGAAAUAUCAAUAAUACUUGUUACAAAUAUACUAUCCAAUGUUUCAUUGUUUUUAACGCUAGUUCAAGUUACCUCUGAUAGUAAAUACUUGUCCUCAAA